AUUGGUUCAGCGGCGCAUCGGCUUUAAAACAGGAGCAGUGCCAUGGUGUGGCCACCGUGGAACUUUGAACAAUGCUGCGUCUUCGAUACUUUCAUGGAAUCAACACGUCGUUCAUGACCUCGGCCAGCGGCCCUCACGGCAUAGCUAGAUGCGCAGGCGCCACCCAGGAUCGCCUGCUCGUCCAGCGGCUCCAUGCCCCGCAGCUGCGGCAGUUACAGGCCGAUUCGGCGGCGGGGCAUCUAGCUUUAUAACCGGGGACAUCCGGAAAACGGAGCUCGGCUGCGGCAGGGCCGGAAGCGAGCACCCAUGGGAAAAAAAAGGCUCCCGUGGUACCGAAGUCUGCUUUCCUUUCCAGCUGGAGGAGGAGGAGGAGGAGAAGGAGGAGGGAGGAGGAGGAGGGGGGAGGAGGGAGGAGGAGGAGAUUCGGCGCCUUUGGCGAAAAUGACUCGGCAGGCGGGCCUCGCGGGCAGAAGACCGGUCGACCGUUGGGCUCCCGCCCCGGCGGCCUCGCGCCUGGGCCUCCGCCCUGAAAGCACGGUCCGCGUCGGGAGCGCUCCGCCCCGCACGGGGGGCAGGGGAGAGAGGGAGCUGCAGCCCGCGGAAGCAAGCGCAAGUUCUGGGUCGGGCAUGUCCUCCUACAGUCGGGGCGCUGACC
This is a messenger RNA of Prorocentrum cordatum, 655 nucleotides long. NCBI's taxonomy places the organism in Eukaryota, Dinophyceae, Prorocentrales, Prorocentraceae. The record is from the annotation of a GenBank genome assembly.